AUGCACGAAGAACCUCCGGGGUCUUCGUGUGGACGUUGGCUCGCACGUCGUAGCAUGUCUCAGUUGGACAAUGGAGACAGUCGCGGCAGAGACAGUUCAUCGUUGUCAUCAGUGUCACUUCUGCCUGCAAGCACGACAGACGCGCGUGUCGUCGCCAUCUCCUGCAUGAGCGACGACAACGAGCACGAGCACGAAGAGGUCACGGAUGCCGACGACGCUUCACAGAAUGUGUAUAAAUUUGAUGUGACGCAGUAUAAAGACGGCACAUUCCGUUUUGUACCGGCCUGUGCCCGUGACCUUAUCAAAUACACGGGACGAUUGCUAUAUCAUGGCGCACAAUGCAAACGUAAAACUAAGAUCAAUACCGUGCAAUUUGACUGGCCAGCUGUGACGUUUCAGAUCACUGUUCAAGGUACCAGUUGUGUCGCAAUUCGAUUGAAAGGAGAUGGUAACUACUUUAACGUGUUUGUAAAUGAUGAGCUUUGCUGCAUCCUCCGUGCGUCACUGAAUGCGACGUGCUGCGAUGUGGCAACUGAUCUGGACACGAGUCUUAAGUACACGAUCCGAAUUUGUAAGCGCACUGAGCCACAGAUGCGAGGUGCGAUGUCUACAUUCAAGGUUUGCACAUUCUAUGGGUUUAUUGUCGAGGAAAAAGCUGAGGUCUUUUCGGUGGAUCAAUCUGAGCCGCAAUUUAUACGUAAAAUGGAGUUUAUUGGCGACUCGGAUACUUGUGGUUUUGGCAACGAGGGCAAAGCCAGCAGCGCCAAAAACUUAUUCGGAAUGAAGGGGCGUAUGGAGAACGUCUACAACGGCUAUGCGUGUGUGACGGCGCGUAUGUUUGAUGCUGAAGAACAUGUGCUGGCGUGGAGCGGUAAGGGUGUCCACAGCAACUCUGCAGAUUGGGGUCCUAACAUGCCGGUCUUGUGGAAGAACACGCUAGCAUCUCGACCAGGUGAUUGGGAUAUGUCCAGCUGGAUACCUGAUGUCGUGGUGAUCAACCUCGGCAUCAACGACUUAUCACCACCCGCAUCAGCGGAGACAGACAUUAUCACGGGUUAUGCGGCUUUUUUGCUCGAAGUGCGCUCCUACCGUCCAGACGCACACAUUUUCUGUGUGGUAUAUGACGACGGCUGCAUUAGCUCGGAAGACUUGGAAACGAACCGCAAAUUUGUGUCAUUACAGCUGCAAGAGAUUAUUAAAGUCGCAAUCUCCAAGGUCAGCAAGCAUGACGACAAGAUGCACUACACCUUUAUCAAGGUAGAUGAAGGUCUCGAGAAAGAAGAUUAUGCGUCUAUGAUGCACUACGCUGUCAGUGGCCAUAUUAAGAUCGCCAAAGUGCUUGCAGAAGAGAUUGCACUACGCACAGGGUGGAACGUGGAGCACGAGCCCAAGACGAUGCCGUAUCCACAGGCUAAAGACAAGAUAUUGACGCCUCGAGACCAUUCCAAGACAUCUUGCAACGUUUCGUAG
Messenger RNA from Peronospora farinosa, 1470 nucleotides. The record is from the annotation of a GenBank genome assembly. Lineage: Eukaryota; Oomycota; Peronosporomycetes; Peronosporales; Peronosporaceae.